Trichoplusia ni (cabbage looper) is the source of this 479-nucleotide messenger RNA. RefSeq lists its product as uncharacterized. The transcript has 4 exons. The record is from RefSeq and is a predicted model, not a curated record. The coding region runs from base 39 to 479 and encodes 146 amino acids. NCBI's taxonomy places the organism in Eukaryota, Metazoa, Arthropoda, Insecta, Lepidoptera, Noctuidae.
ACUGAUUAAUGAAGUCAUUAAUUAAUUAAGAGUCAGCCAUGUUACGGUUAAUAGCAAUUACGAUAUUAGUAAGUGCCAUUUCAGCGUUUCCUUAUGAUUCAAUCAUCAGCAAAUUAGACGAUGGUGUCCGAUACCAGUACAUGCUUGAUGGCAAUGGAAUCCCACAUCUGGUGGACCUCUGGGGCACCACCAGCGACCUGGUUGAGGCGUCGAGAUACAACCCUGAUGCGGAGAACGUGUAUCAUUUAUUUACAAGGUUAAACCCUACAGUAAGUCAACCCAUGGUCCUUGGCAACAAAGCACUCUUAUCAAACAACUUUGACCCUAAGAAAAAAACUGUGAUACUUAUCCAUGGAUGGAUAGUUGAUAUUAAUGGGAUUCUAGGAACCAAUAUGAUACCAGGUAAAAAAAUUAGACUAAUAUCAUCAUCAUCAUCAUCACCCCAUAUUCGUCCACUGGACAUAGGCCUCUCCCGAUGA